CAGAGACAGUGAUUGGUUAUUUUAAAGCAGGAAGAGCUGCCGGCGUGCUAGGAUCUUACCUCUUCCUCCUUGCACUGGUGUCCCCAUCCUCUCCUUUCUCGUCUUCCCGCUUCUGCGCAGCCCGGCCCGGCCAGCAGCAGCCAGCCUGCCCCCUGAGUGUGUGUGUGAGUGUGCGUGUGUGUGUGUUUACCCCCUGCGAGCAGCAUGUCUGACUACGGCGCUUUGCCCACCAACGGGGCCGGUGCUGGGAUCAAAAAAGACGCUUUUGCAGAUGCUGUACAACGAGCCAGACAGAUUGCAGCAAAAAUCGGUGGAGAUGCUGUCCCUCCAAUGAGCAACAACGGAGGUGCGGAGAGCUACCCUUUCCCAGCACAGAAGCGGUCACUGGAGGAUGCAGAUCAACCAGAGGCAAAAAAGUUGGCAUCACAGAAUGACAGAGACUCUGCAAUGUCUAUUGGAGCUCAGUUGGCUGCCCUGUCCCAGCAGAGUGUCCGGCCCUCUGCAAUGACGGAAGAGUACAGGGUGCCUGAUGGCAUGGUCGGUCUCAUCAUCGGCAGAGGAGGUGAGCAGAUUAACAAGAUACAGCAGGAUUCUGGCUGCAAGGUCCAGAUUGCACCUGAUAGCGGGGGUCUUCCAGAAAGAAGUGUUUCUCUCACAGGGACAGCAGAUGCCAUACAGAAAGCUAAGAGGUUUCUGGAUGAGAUAGUGUCAAGGGGGCGUGGCACUCCACCCUCCUUCCACGAGUCGACCAACGGGCAGGCAGGUUCCAUGCAGGAGAUGAUCAUCCCUGCAGGGAAGGCUGGCCUCAUUAUUGGCAAAGGAGGAGAGACUAUCAAACAGCUACAGGAGCGAGCCGGGGUGAAGAUGAUCCUGAUCCAAGACGGCUCCCAGCCACCUAACAUAGAUAAACCACUACGCAUCAUCGGGGACCCUUACAAAGUGCAGCAAGCAAAGGAGAUGGUCAAUGAGAUUCUACGAGAGAGGGAUCACGCAGGUUUUGGAGAAAGGAACGAAUAUGGAUCGAGGAUGGGAGGAGGUGGUGGAGGCAUUGAUGUUCCUGUGCCCCGCCACUCUGUGGGGGUUGUGAUUGGCCGGAACGGGGAAAUGAUCAAGAAGAUCCAGAACGACGCUGGAGUGAGAAUACAGUUUAAACCAGAUGAUGGUGUCGGUCCUGAAAAGAUUGCUCAUGUUAUGGGUCCACCGGACAGAUGCGAACAUGCCGUCUCCAUCAUCAAUGACCUGCUACAAAGCAUUCGGGCCCGAGAGGAGGGUGGGCAGGGGGGCCCCCCAGGUCCUCCUGGCACAGGGAUGCCACCUGGUGGGCGAGGUCGAGGUCGAGGCCAGGGGAGCUGGGGUCCUCCCGGAGGAGAGAUGACCUUCUCUAUCCCUGCUCAUAAAUGUGGGCUGGUGAUUGGCAGAGGUGGGGAGAAUGUCAAGGCCAUCAACCAACAGACGGGUGCAUUUGUGGAGAUAUCACAUCAGCCACCGCCAAACGGUGACCCAAACUUCAAACUGUUCACCAUCCGGGGGUCCCCACAACAAAUUGACCACGCAAAGCAGCUUAUAGAAGACAAGAUAGAGGGUCCACUGUGUCCCGUGGGCCCUGGUCCCGGAGGUCCAGGAGGACCAGGUGGGCCAAUGGGUCCCUACAAUCCCAAUCCUUACAAUGCAGGGCCUCCUGGUGGCCCACCCCAUGGCACCCCCCCUGGUGGUCACCAGUACACUCCUCAGGAUUGGGGAAACACAUACCAGCAGUGGCAAAGCCCAGCUCCGCAUGACCCCAGUAAGGCAGCAGCAGACCACAGUGCAGCAUGGGCAGCCUACUAUGCACAGUACUACAACCAGCAGCCAGGAGGCGCUAUGCCAGGCCAGGCUCCAGGAACACCAGGAGGAGCACCAGGGGACCAGAGCCAAGCAGCACAGGCCCCUGGAGGCCAGCCAGACUACACCAAGGCUUGGGAGGAAUACUACAAGAAGAUGGGCAUGACCCAGCCAGGUGGUGGUGCGGCUGCAGCAGCCCCAGGCACAGCAGCACCAGCGGGAGCGCCAGCUGCAGCUGGAGGGCAGCAGGACUACAGCGCCGCCUGGGCUGAGUACUACAGACAGCAGGCUGCCUAUUACGGACAGGCAGGGCAGGCCCCUGGACAGGCACCCACGCCACAGCAGGGACAGGCUCAGUGAAUUUGAGCAGCUCCGUCUUCUGCCCGGGUGAUCUCUUGGAGGGCUGUGAUUGUUCUCUGGACUUAAGGUUCUGCCUUUGAUUUUUUUUUUUUUUUUUUUUUUUUUUUUUUUUUUUUUUAAAUUUUCUGUCAAGAGAUUCUCCGUUGGCUUUAAUCACGAAAUACCCUGAUUAUCUCAUCCAUCCAGGCCCUCGUCAUCCAUCCCCUACCUUCCAUUUUUAAUAUAAAAUCAAAAGUGAAGAAAAUAAAAAAACGGGACAUUUUGCUGAUUUAGUGAGGAAGCACCAAAUAACUAUUGGUUGCUGUUCACCGUACCUUGUCACUUUGUGUGAUGAAAGAAUUUUUUAAUGUGAAAGGGAAAAAAGCAGUUUUGCUUGCAAGCUGGCACAACCGCAUCUGUACAUGGACUCACAUUUAAAAGGCAUAAAGGCAUUUUUGUUGUUUUUCCUUCAGUUUCCCAAAGGUGAAACCUGUCAAGCAGUAUUUUGAUUAGUACAAAAUGGAUUGUGUUUGUAAAAAAAAAUGUAACUGAUUUUUUUUUUUUUUUGUCUUUGUGCUUUUUCUUAAAGCUUUUUUUUUUUUUUUUUUUUAACUUGAGUUCUUUUGAAGCAUUCCCAGUGUUUAAGUUGCCAAUGUUUUUCUCCCUGUAAAAACUUAAUUUUUACUUAUUUGUUUUUACAUUUUGUUUUACCCAUUUCAUGAAAGGGGCCAUAUGUAUCUGUCUGUAAACAGUGUGUGUGCUUCUGAACAGAAAAGCGUGUUGGCCAUCUUAAGGCACUAACUACCCACAGUAUGUUGGUCAUGUGUGUGUGUGUGUGUGUGUGUGUUUGUUAAAUCAUAUGGCUCUUUCUAUUCACAACUUUGUUGGAAGACCUCGGUUUAUUUUGUUCUGAUAGGUCAUGUUGAUUUUUCUUUUUGAUGUUAUUUUUUACUGCUUGUUUUUAAAUACUAAACAAUAAAAACAUUCAAAUAUA
Messenger RNA from Myripristis murdjan (pinecone soldierfish), 3154 nucleotides. RefSeq names its product KH-type splicing regulatory protein (gene khsrp). The record is from RefSeq and is a predicted model, not a curated record. Gene Ontology annotation, biological process: regulation of DNA-templated transcription. The transcript is spliced from 18 exons. Lineage: Eukaryota; Metazoa; Chordata; Actinopteri; Holocentriformes; Holocentridae. Gene Ontology annotation, molecular function: RNA binding. Bases 205 to 2181 code for a protein of 658 amino acids.